Molecule: messenger RNA, 3274 nt
Organism: Xenia sp. Carnegie-2017
Lineage: Eukaryota; Metazoa; Cnidaria; Anthozoa; Malacalcyonacea; Xeniidae
Product: adhesion G-protein coupled receptor G6-like
Exons: 12
Coding region: 403-2784 (793 amino acids)
Biological process (GO): G protein-coupled receptor signaling pathway; cell surface receptor signaling pathway
Cellular component (GO): membrane
Molecular function (GO): G protein-coupled receptor activity
Source: RefSeq, a predicted model, not a curated record
UGCAACUGACUACUAUUUUUUUUUCAAGCGGUAGACAAAAAACUGAGAGCAACAUAUAAUGAAUUUCAUACUAUUACUUAUUAAUAUUUAAUAUUGUAGAAAUGAUAAAGACAAAUAUGGCCAAUUAUGCGUGCAAAAUGUCACAGAAAUUUACAGUUUUGGCAUUUUGAUUAAACGUUACCUACAGAAACAGUCGUUGACUGUUAUGUAACGAUAAACAAAAUUGUUUUGUGGCGCCGUCACAAGCAGGAUUUUAAAGUUCAUCAUUUGUAACAGAAAAACAAAGUCAUCUUUCUUCUUCUGUGUUGAUAUUUAAGUGGCGUAUCAAUAUUUGUUAUGAGUGCUAAGAUGGUUCAACUCUUAGAUCGCGUCGCUUAAACAGGAGGUUUAAACAGAACAAUAAUGAAACUAAACAUUUCCUUUUGCGUUUUCUUUUCCAUGUUUUUACACCCAGUAAUUGGACCAACAAUGACACAGUCAGCAAUUACUUCUCCAUUGUCAAACAUUAACACAAGUGAUGUUGGAAAAACGAGUCAUAUGUCGACAAAUAUUACAAGUCAUGACUUAAAGAUCUUAACAUCAUCCAUUCAAAUUACACCUUCUGUACUACCUACAAUGACACAGACCAGAUAUUAUGGAUAUAAUUCGACAGCAUUUACUUCACCAAUGUCAACCAAAAGCACAACAACAACAAGAACUAUUCAGACCACACAAUAUAGACUUAAUUCAACAGCACCUACUGUUUUUUUUUCACUGAAAAUCAACACAACUAAAACAACAACCAUACAAACCAUGCCUUAUGGAUAUAAUUUAACAGGUUUCUGUUUGAACGAGACUAUCGGUACAGAGGAAGCAUACGGAAUAUUUAGAUGGCCAAACAGUCUUGUUAGAAACACGAGCUAUAAGAUUUCUUGUCCUUAUAAUUCCAAAUCAUACGCGACCCGUAAAUGUCGGCAGACUAAUGAAACUAGAACAGGAGGUGCUUGGGGUCCUAUUGACGUUGGAAGAUGUGAAUUCAAGAGUCGCAGAAGUAAAAAUUUAUUUAUUUUAACACAGACUGAUGUGAAUUCAAGUAAUAUUGUGGAGGUAAGUCGAAAAUUAUCAAAACAGGUGAAACAAGGACGAACAUUGACAGCAGGUGACAUUGGUUCGACAGCAACUGUUUUGGAAAAAAUUGUUGUGGUCAGGAAGAAAUUUAAUGAGAUUUCCGAAGAUAUUUUUACGACAGUUGAUAACAUCCUUGAUGCAAGCUCAGAAAACAUUUUUCAAAGUCAACAAAAAACCAACUCGUCGUCAAGAAUACUUGAUGUUUUGAACAAUUUAGCUGAAAACAUACAAUUCGAAGGAAACAAUUUAACAAGAGUGAAAAAAAACUACGCGAUUAAUCUACAGAUUGUACAUCCACAAAAUUUUAAUGGACUGUCAUUCUCUGGUACAGUAAAACAAUCUCAAGAAAGCUUACCGUUAAUGCGAAUUAGCAUCGCACUUAAUCUUAGUGCAAGAAUUCCACCAGAUACAACAGCCUCGUUGAGCAUACCAAAAAGUUUAUUUGAGGAAUCCACAAUCAAUAAUAAUAAUAUGAAAAAUCGGAAAGCCAUUUUUGCAUUUUACAAAGAAACAAAGUUUUUUACGACCUCAAUAUUUCAAGAAAGAAGUCUAUUUGGGCGUUUAAAUAGUUUGGUAAUAGCAGGAAGUAUUAAAGGUUUGACUAUCAGAAAUUUAGAGACACCAGUAGAAAUUGCCUUGAAAGAAAUUGAACCUGGAAACACGACCAGUGCCAAAUGCUCAUUUUGGGAUUUUAAACUGAGCAAUUGGUCUCAAGAAGGUUGCAGUUUUAUAAGAACUCUAGAAGAUGGUAGAAUACUUUGCAGUUGUGAUCAUCUUACAAAUUUCGCAAUGCUAAUGGAUAUUUAUCCUGAGAAGACACAUGAUCUGGCUCUUUCCAUCGUAAGUUACAUUGGAUGCGCACUUUCGUUGAUUGGAUUAAUUCUUACAAUAAUUGUGGUUCUCAUGUUGAGAGAACUGCGUAAUCUUGUACCCAACCAAAUCUUGGUAAAUUUCUGCAUCGCCUUAUCGUUAACGUUAAUUGUGUUCUUGGCUGCAGGAGAGAGAUCACGAACAGCAUCAUUUGUUGCUUGUAGAGUGGCUGCAAUAGCACUUCACUACUUUCUGUUGGCAGCAUUAUUUUGGAUGACCGUUGAAGCAUUUAAUAUGUAUUUGGCAUUCGUUAAAGUUUUUUCUAUUUCUAACCCCUCCUGCUUCAUAAAGAGGUGUUUCAUUUUUGCUUGGGGUUGUCCUUUAGCGAUUGUCAUAAUAACCGUGGCAACUUCAUUGGAUCAAUAUGGCGACAACACAUUUUGUCGACUGAAAGGUGUUCCAUUCAUCAUUGGCUUUUUCACUCCAACCGUUAUCAUAAUCUUUUUUAAUCUUGUCGCAUUCUUAUGCAUCAUCAGAUCGUUAUAUAAUUCUGGUAAUAACGUGACCUCUAAUCAAAAAAUCUCUGGUUUUACACGAGCUCGUCAAGGUAUUGCUAUCAUGGUACUUCUUGGUCUCACAUGGAUUUUUGGAAUUCUUGCUAUAGAUGAUGCAAAGCGAGUGUUUCAAUAUCUCUUUGCCAUAUUUAAUACCCUGCAAGGAUUCUUUGUCUUUUUAUUUUUGUUAUUUUUCCUUCUGGAACGCGAAAUCAUUUACGUCAAUUUAUACGAAAAAAGACAAAGGAAAAGGCAAGUCGUAAAGAACACAGGGUUGAAGCGACGAACACAGGAAAUAAUGUCAAUAACUUAGAGAACACGAUUAAUUCUUCAACACCAAACACGAAAGUUGGGAAACACAAUCUUAACAGUGAGGAUAAUUCUUCACCAGCAAAAGCGAAAACUGACCAACAAGUGCAAGUUACAUUGGCUAUUGGUAGCUCAAGCAGGAUUCGGUUAGUCCAGGCAGCAAGUUUCUUGACAAGCGUGAAAUUUUACCAAAACAGCGUUGAAUCCAGGAAGAGCUCCUAAUGAUGUCUUCUUCAACACGUCACAGUGUCAAGCACAGCGGAUGCAACUACUACCGUACAACGAUUGAAAAAUAAUUUCUCGUGAACGUACAUACAUGUAAUAUUUCAGUACUGCAUUGUAGUGUAAAUCACUAUGAACAUUCUGACAUUACAAUAAAAGUCAGGAUAAGUGAGAUUUAUAGAAUUAGAAAUAAGAUUUUAGAUGUUUAAAUUGUCCAUAGAGCGCCAUGACAUGUUUUUAAAGUAAUUUAUAACAAGCUUUUAGUAGGUUGU